Messenger RNA from Suillus subalutaceus, 609 nucleotides. RefSeq lists its product as uncharacterized. The transcript is spliced from 2 exons. The record is from RefSeq and is a predicted model, not a curated record. Lineage: Eukaryota; Fungi; Basidiomycota; Agaricomycetes; Boletales; Suillaceae. Bases 1 to 609 code for a protein of 202 amino acids.
AUGCUGAUUGUGCUCCAUCUACGCUCAAUCGCUUUCUGGCCCGUCACCCCCGGCGUCCAAGACCUCAGUAUCAUUCCGCGACCUGGUUGCCUCUGGAGGACCCAUCGAGUCAACCCUCCUUUAGUGUUAUCGGUAUCUACGCUAGAUGGCCCUUUGUCUCAUGUCCUCCCAGUCCUUCGGAGUCACCAUAAACCACCCACCCUCUCCUGCCUUGCUCUCUCGUUGCAAGCCCACGAUGCUUCACCUGACUACCUUACUGCCGUCCUACAAUGUAUCCGCUAUUGCAAUAGCGUUGGAUACCUCGACCUUUCCCUACCUCCGCAGAGUCAUUCCCAUUCGGCAAUGAUUUACUCAGGUACCCAGUCAGCAAUUCAUGUUAAGCACUUGGGGAUUUUUUCGGACGUUGCAGGCUCGUGCUCCACUUCGGCGGGAGAUGCAUUGCUCCAGGCGUUAUCUGCUUCGUGGAUUGAAGCCUUUCCUCGAGUCAAACGUGUUAGCAUGCGAGGCUGUUCCAAUCGCACUGCCGAGUAUCUUGUCAACAAGAUGCGCAAAUUUGCUGCUGCUGAUGUCGAACUGUCUGUGAAGCUGCAUACUGAAGAUUCCUUGUAA